Molecule: messenger RNA, 1062 nt
Organism: Cordyceps militaris CM01
Lineage: Eukaryota; Fungi; Ascomycota; Sordariomycetes; Hypocreales; Cordycipitaceae
Product: autophagocytosis protein Aut1, putative
Exons: 3
Coding region: 1-1062 (353 amino acids)
Biological process (GO): autophagosome assembly; nucleophagy; autophagy of mitochondrion
Cellular component (GO): cytoplasmic ubiquitin ligase complex; cytosol
Molecular function (GO): Atg8-family ligase activity
Source: RefSeq, a predicted model, not a curated record
AUGAACUACAUCUACUCCACGGUCAACACCCUGCGUGACCGGUACACGCCCGUCUCGCACACGUCCACCUUUCGGCAGACGGGCCAGAUCACGCCCGAGGAGUUUGUCGCCGCCGGCGACUACCUCGUAUACAAGUUCCCGACGUGGGCGUGGGGCGACGCUGACGACGCGAGCCGCCGCGUCGCCUACCUGCCCGAGGGCAAACAGUACCUCGUCACCCGCAACGUGCCGUGUGACCGCCGUCUCAACGACGACUUUGCCGGCGACGCGGGCCACGAGGAAUCGGUCGUCCACGACGGCUUCAAGUCGGGCGCCGCGGGCGCGGACGAGGACGGCGGCUGGCUGCGGACGGGCGGCCUGGCCAGCUCGCAGCCGCUCAAGGCGCGGGAUGUGCGCACGGUGGACGACGCGGGCAACGUGGGCGUGGCGGAUGACGAGGAGGAUGAUAUUCCGGACAUGGAGGAUGAGGAUGACGACGAGGCUAUUAUCCGUGACGCCGGAGACGGCGCUCAAAAGAGCGGCCGACGCACAUAUACCCUCUACAUCAUGUACACGCCGUAUUACCGCACGCCGCGUCUCUACCUCUCCGGCUACCAGACGAGCGGGCAGCCCCUGCCACCGCAGGACAUGAUGGACGACAUUGUAGGCGACUACAAAGACAAGACCGUCACCCUUGAAGACUUUCCCUUUUUCGCCCACAACAUCAAGAUGGCGUCUGUGCAUCCCUGCAAGCACGCCUCGGUCAUGAAGACGCUGCUGGACCGUGCCGACGCCGCGCUGCGCAUCCGCCGCGACAAGAUGCGCGCCGCGGCCGCCAAGGGCGAGCAGCAGACGGCCACGACGCCGGCCGGCAUGGAGGGCCUGGUGGACGAGAUUGGCCGGCUGGACGUCAAGGGCGCGCAAGAGGCGGCGGACAAGGACGAGUGGGAAGAGGUGCAGCAGACGGAGGCGGUAGACGAGAAUGAGGUGGCCAUUCGCGUGGAUCAGUAUCUCGUCGUCUUUCUCAAGUUCAUGGCGAGCGUCACGCCAGGUAUCGAGCACGACUUUACUAUGGGCGUAUAA